Messenger RNA from Agrilus planipennis (emerald ash borer), 1792 nucleotides. Its product is annotated as 4-coumarate--CoA ligase 1. NCBI's taxonomy places the organism in Eukaryota, Metazoa, Arthropoda, Insecta, Coleoptera, Buprestidae. Gene Ontology annotation, molecular function: long-chain fatty acid-CoA ligase activity. The transcript has 6 exons. Gene Ontology annotation, biological process: fatty-acyl-CoA biosynthetic process; long-chain fatty acid metabolic process. The coding region runs from base 84 to 1745 and encodes 553 amino acids. The record is from RefSeq and is a predicted model, not a curated record.
GUCACGGCUUUUUGAUAGCAAAUUCUCAUGCACUAACUGUAAGUUACUUAGUCUUUCAUUACGUGUAAUACAAAGUGUACAAAAUGGAUACCGACUCAGAUCUUAUCAUACGUGGACCAAAAGAUAACUCCACCAUCCCUACAGAGUCACUGGGAAAACUUUUACUUGACGUUAUAAAAUCUUCAAACAAGGAUAAAGCGAUAUUUAUAAAUGGACUUACUGGCGAAUGCAUGACCAACGGAGAUCUAAUGGAAAAAUCGAUCAAAUUGUGUAAAUUUUUGGAAAGUGGUAUGAAUUUAAAGAAAGGAGACGUGAUGACAAUUGUAUCUGAUAACAAUCUGUGGUAUCCAGUUAUAUUUUUGGCCGGUUUCGCUACUGGAAUUGUCGUAAAUGUGAUCAAUCCUGUUUAUACAAUUGGUGAACUUCAUCGUCUUCUCAAUCUGGCCGAUCCAAAAUUAAUUUUCUGUUCAAAGGAAGCCUUAAAGUCGAUCAAACAAGUAUCAAAAUCUGUAGAAUCAGUACAGAAAGUUAUUGUCUUAACUGAAUCGUCGUAUGACCAAAUUCCAAGUAUCGGGGAAGUUUUGGAACAAACAAAGGUUGACGUAAAUAAUUUCAAACCAAUCGACAUAGACGUGGAAAACGAUACAGCAAUAAUUCUGUGCUCUUCAGGCUCUACUGGGUUCCCUAAAGGGGUGGAAAUAACUCAUAAAAAUAUCAGGGGCUCUAUUAUAUACAUGUAUGAUCCGGUCUAUGCAGAAAUUUCGUCCGAUGUGACCAGCUUAAUUUUGUUACCGAUGUACCACAUAGUAGGAACACUCGGUACAAUCCUUGCCAUUUACUCAAAUUGCUUAACUGUAGUCCUAAACGCAUUCAAGCCUCAAUUGUUCUUGGAAACUAUUGAGAAAUACAAAAUAAGAUUCUUAUCUUUGGUACCAACUGUUCUACAAUUUAUAGCCAAAGGUGAUUUGGUACCACAGUAUAAUUUGGACUCUUUAAACUAUAUUUAUUCAAGUGGAUACAAACUAGACAAGGAAAUCGAAGAUGGUUUAAAAAAAAGGCUGAAAAAUCUUAAGAGAGUCUGCCAAAUAUAUGGAGCAACAGAGCUAGCAGGUGGUUGUACCAUGCAGUUGUUGUCGAGAUCCGAUAUAGGGGGUUGCGGUGUUCUGGUGCAUGGUUAUUCAGCAAAAGUGUGCCACUUAAAGACGGGGGAAGCCCUCAAAAGGGGAGAGACAGGAGAGAUCCGCGUUAAAGGGCCUGGUAUAAUGAAAGGAUAUAUUAAAAACGAAGCAGAAACAAAAGCCAGUUUUGACAAUGAAGGGUUUUGGAAAACCGGGGAUAUUGGAUACUUCGAUGAACACGGUGCCCUUCAUAUUGUUGAUAGACUGAAAGAACUUAUCAAAUAUAAAGGAUUCCAAGUACUUCUCCGUUAUCAAACUAUACAGAAGGUAACUAGUUUUUUGUUUAAGGUCGCACCCUCGGAAUUAGAAAGUAUUUUAAAUUCUCAUCCGUCGGUGGUAGAAGCGGCUGUGGUUGGAAUAACCGAUGAUAGAGUAGGAGAACUUCCAACCGCGUUUGUGGUAAAGGAUGAAAAUUGUUCAGUAACAGAAAAAGAUAUUAGCGAUUUUGUAGCCGACAGAGUUUCGAUACAAAAAAGACUUCAUGGAGGAGUGAAAUUCGUUAAAGAGCUUCCCAAAAGUCAAAAUGGAAAAGUUCUCAGAAAAACGUUAAGAGAAAUGGCAAAGUAAAAGAAUGAGAGUAUUUUUUGUAGUUUAAUAAAGAAUAGUAAGAUGGA